Molecule: messenger RNA, 3345 nt
Organism: Salarias fasciatus (jewelled blenny)
Lineage: Eukaryota; Metazoa; Chordata; Actinopteri; Blenniiformes; Blenniidae
Gene: rbpja
Product: recombination signal binding protein for immunoglobulin kappa J region a
Exons: 11
Coding region: 27-1397 (456 amino acids)
Biological process (GO): regulation of transcription by RNA polymerase II
Cellular component (GO): nucleus
Molecular function (GO): DNA-binding transcription activator activity, RNA polymerase II-specific; RNA polymerase II cis-regulatory region sequence-specific DNA binding
Source: RefSeq, a predicted model, not a curated record
GAGGUGGCGGGGGGUUCACUCGGAAGAUGGCGCCCGUUGUUACGGGGAAGUUUGGUGAGCGACCUCAGCCUCAGCGUUUGACAAGAGAGGCUAUGAGGAAUUACUUGAAGGAGAAAGAUGAUCAGACUGUGCUCAUACUGCACGCAAAAGUUGCACAAAAGUCGUACGGCAAUGAGAAAAGAUUUUUCUGUCCUCCGCCUUGUGUGUACCUGAUGGGCACUGGGUGGCAGAAGAAGUUAGAGAGUAUGGAGAAGGAGGGCUGCACAGAGCAGGAGGCUCAGCCAUGUGCUUUCAUUGGGAUUGGCAACAGUGAGCAAGAAAUGCAACAACUGAAUCUGGAAGGGAAGCACUUCUGCACGGCGAAGACCCUGUACAUCAGCGACUCGGAUAAAAGGAAGCACUUCAUGCUGUCUGUGAAGAUGUUGUACGGGAACAGCUCCAACAUCGGAGUCUUCCUCAGCAAGAGGAUCAAGGUCAUCUCCAAACCCUCCAAGAAGAAACAGUCCCUGAAAAACGCAGAUUUGUGUAUAGCUUCUGGAACGAAGGUGGCCUUGUUUAACCGGCUGCGGUCCCAGACGGUCAGCACCAGGUAUCUUCAUGUGGAAGGGGGCAAUUUUCACGCCAGCUCACAGCAGUGGGGCGCCUUCUUCAUCCACCUCUUGGAUGACGAUGAGUCUGAAGGGGAGGAAUUCGCUGUGAGAGACGGCUACAUUCAUUAUGGCCAGACUGUGAAAUUAGUGUGUUCCGUUACGGGCAUGGCCCUGCCCCGGCUGGUGAUUCGCAAAGUUGACAAGCAGACAGCGUUGCUGGAUGCGGACGAUCCCGUGUCCCAGCUUCACAAGUGCGCCUUCUACCUGAAAGACACCGAAAAAAUGUAUCUGUGUCUCUCACAGGAGAGGAUCAUCCAGUACCAGGCCACUCCGUGUUCCAAAGAGACCAACAAGGACAUCAUUAACGACGGCGCUUCCUGGACCAUCAUCAGCACGGACAAAGCGGAGUACACGUUUUAUGAGGGCAUGGGCCCCGUCCCCUCACCGGUCACUCCUGUGCCAGUGGUGGAAAGUUUGCAGCUAAAUGGCGGCGGAGAUGUGGCCAUGUUGGAGCUGACGGGACAGAACUUCACCCCAAACCUCAGGGUGUGGUUUGGAGACGUGGAGGCCGACACCAUGUACAGAUGUGGGGAGAGCGUCCUGUGCGUGGUGCCGGACAUCUCGGCCUUCAGGGAGGGCUGGCGCUGGGUGAGGCAGCCCGUCCAGGUGCCCGUCACGCUGGUCCGCAACGACGGAAUCAUUUACUCCACCGCCUUAACCUUCACCUACACCCCCGAGCCCGGGCCCAGGCCCCACUGCAACGCCGCCGGCGCCAUUCUGCGAUCCCACAGCACUUCUUCAUCGUGACCGGCGGCAUCCUGGCGGACAGCCACGGAGUACAGAGACCGCUGUGACUGUCGGACACUGCCACGGAAAACAUGUUACUGAGAAGAGGCUCAUAAUCGUGUCCAGAAUUGCACAGAAGCUCUGCGUUGGACUGAACUUGUGAAAAUCAUGAGGACAGCUUGAGAGUUUUAAGUGGACAAGUCAAAAGUACCUGUGACUUUGUACUUUAGCGCCCUCUUGUGGAUUCUUCAGAACAUGCCAAAAGACCCACGGAGGACCUUCACAUCCCAGAUUUUCACCUCAAGGAUGGUGACCGUGCGAUCUAACUUUCUCAACAGCAUAUUUUGUAAGAUAACUAUGUUUUUAUACAACGUCUGGGUUUGGAAGAUACUUUUACUUUGCUUUCUUAUGAGCAAGGUCACAUUUUUUACUGAAAAAAACAAAAAAAAACAAAAACUUGUUGAAUUAAUGAUUAUAAGCAAGGGAAAAAUUUCUAAGAGUAACAUAGUUUUAAUGGACCAAGGAAUAUUAUUAUAUUAUUUUAUUCAUAUUAUAUUUUAUAAGCUUUUCCUGAGGUACAUUUUUUGUGUGAAACUGCAUAGUAGGUUUGUUUUUAUUACCAAAUAGUUGGACAUGUGGUUUGACUCCCGUUGCUGUGUGGUGUCAGCGGAGAGGUCACGGUGGUCUUUUAAUGCAUACUUAACACUUUUACCAAUUGAAAAUAAUUGUGGGCAGUUUGAAGAAAACAAAUCAAUCUUGGAGAAUCAAUCAGUCUUUGUUUUUAAGGAGGCACUUUAAAACAACGUAGACACGUCUGCCUGAGACCGGCCUGCUUCAGGCCGCCUUUACGCCCCUGACCUUAUUUUAUUGUUACUCUUUAAAUCAAAGAUGGGCUUUUUAAAGAAUGUAUGCUUGUUUUAAGUGUAUUGUUCUGUUUUUUCUGUCGUCUAAUCAACAUGCUGUUUGUAUGCCCUGCACUUAAAUCGAAACUUAAUUAGUCUCUGUUGUUCCCAGCAAUGUUCCCUUUAUAGUGAAGCCUUAAAUCAACUCGGCUGUCUGGACGCUUGGAUAUAACUAAAGAAAUGUUAAAGCUGUCCAGGCAGCGUUAAGGACAUGAUUUUGUUGAUGUUGAUCCAUUUGUGACACUUUUAAUCAUACGGUGUUUUCGUACCCUUUUCUCGGUACACCUUUUUUUUUUUUGUCCACCUCUCUGUAAGUGAAUUUGGGUUCGAUGCCUUGCCUCACAGAGGCAGGCAGACUGGGAAUCAAACUACCCAUCUUGGGAUUGAAUGAUAACCACUUCUACCGUUUGAGCCGCAGUAAGUAAUUCUGUUUUUUUGCUUCUUGAUCUCACAUUUUCAACAGUGUAAAUUCAUGGUUUUUAAGCUGUUUUAAGCUCUUAACUCUACAUGUGGCGCCACUGAAGCCUUUUUCUUCUGCUGUGGUGGAGUUGGGAAAGACUUUUGGUCUUUCCCACCCAAUAAAACCUGACAAAUAUCAAUGGUGGAACUUGUGCUAAAGCUCAAGAUGAAUUUUUGGCGUGGUGCUGUGAAUCCUUAACAAGUCUUCCUAAACUAGUCAUGGCAGUGUUCAUCCAUCCAUCUUUCAUGCCGCUCCAGGCAGCACACGCCUCGGACAGGUGGCCCGGUUAGUUAACACGGCUCCUGAAACCACACAAAGCAGCUCAGCAUGAAUAAUGGAACCUGACAUAAUCAUUAGCGAGUCUUCUCACCGAGCAGCAUCUCAUCAGGAUUUUCCAGUCAUGCCUUCGCUGCAGGUUUGCACACUGCAGGCAUCAGAGCUCUAAUUUUCUUCAUUUGUAUUUUAAUGGCGAGGUCGUGUCGAGAGGCGCAUACUUGUUUGUGUGUUUCAGUAUUAAUGUUUGGUUUUAUGUCGCGUUCUGACAUUUUCAAUCACGAGAGCUGCUUUUUUGCUCUUAGUUUUAUGGAAUAAAUAUUUAACAUGGAGU